AUGCUAUUAAACAUCUCUUCUUCUCCAAUUUCUCAUCGAAAUCCUUACUUUCUCUCCAAUCUCAACAAUCCCACCUCAUAUCUCCCCCGCCGAUCCAAAACCCAUCUCUCAAAAUCUUACCUUUUCCCCAAUCUCUCUCCUUUAUCGAAACAGAGCCUCGAAAACAGAGUCUCCUUCGGAAACAAGAGGUGCCCAGAUGGAAAAGGGAACGACUUUAGGCCAAGAGCAAUCUCCGGGAUUGAUUUGGGAAGCUUCGAAUCCGUUCUAGAAGCUACCGCCGUUCUCACAGCGAUCAUCGUCGUCCACGAAUCCGGUCAUUUCCUCGCGGCUUAUCUUCAGGGGAUCCAUGUGAGUAAAUUCGCGAUUGGGUUUGGUCCGAUUCUAGCUAAAUUCGAUUUCAACAACGUCGAGUACUCGCUUAGGGCUUUUCCUCUAGGUGGGUUCGUUGGUUUCCCUGAUAACGAUCCCGAUAGUGACAUCCCAAUCGACGAUAAGAAUCUGCUCAAGAACAGACCAGUUCUAGAUAGAUCGAUUGUAGUCUCAGCUGGAAUCAUCGCCAAUGUGAUCUUCGCUUACGCCAUAAUCUUUGCUCAAGUGUUAUCUGUUGGUGUGCCUGUGCAAGAAGCGUUUCCUGGUGUUCUUGUUCCCGAAGUUAAAACCUUUUCCGCUGCUUCCCGUGAUGGAUUGCUUUCCGGUGACGUAAUCCUCGCCGUGGACGGCGUUGCGCUGUCUAAAACCGGCCCUGACGCUGUCUCUAAGGUUGUUGACAUUGUGAAAAGAAGCCCUAAGAGUAAUGUGUUGUUUAGAGUCGAGAGAGGGGAUAAAGAUUUCGAUGUUAGUGUAACGCCGGAUAAGAGCUUUGAUGGAACCGGGAAGAUCGGUGUUCAGUUGUCUCCGAAUGUUAGAAUCACUAAGGUGAGACCGAGGAACGUUUCGGAGACGUUUUUGUUCGCCGGGAAGGAGUUUAUGGGGCUAUCGUCUAAUGUCUUGGACGGUCUGAAGCAGACGUUCUUCAACUUCUCUCAGACGGCAGGUAAAGUGGCAGGUCCUGUGGCAAUCAUUGCGGUGGGAGCAGAAGUGGCGAGGUCAAAUAUCGACGGGCUUUACCAGUUUGCGGCGUUGUUGAAUAUCAAUCUUGCGGUGAUCAAUCUGUUGCCGUUACCGGCGCUUGACGGUGGGACGUUGGCGUUGAUAUUGUUGGAAGCGGUUAGAGGAGGGAAGAAGCUUCCUGUAGAGGUGGAACAAGGGAUAAUGUCUUCAGGGAUCAUGCUUGUGCUGUUCCUUGGAUUGUUUCUCAUUGUCAAGGACACACUUAGCCUUGAUUUCAUCAAAGAAAUGUUGUAG
Microthlaspi erraticum is the source of this 1344-nucleotide messenger RNA. NCBI's taxonomy places the organism in Eukaryota, Viridiplantae, Streptophyta, Magnoliopsida, Brassicales, Brassicaceae. The record is from the annotation of a GenBank genome assembly.